This is a messenger RNA of Ciona intestinalis (vase tunicate), 821 nucleotides long. RefSeq lists its product as uncharacterized. NCBI's taxonomy places the organism in Eukaryota, Metazoa, Chordata, Ascidiacea, Phlebobranchia, Cionidae. The record is from RefSeq and is a predicted model, not a curated record.
UAAUUAACUCGCCAGGAGGCCACAGUCAAUAAAAGCAAAGUUGCUAGUAAAGAACCCUCCUACGUUAAGUGCUAACCACCAACCUCUAACACUUUCCACCAGCCUAAUCUGUAACAAACCGGAGGAUUCUUCAUUAUUUAGUGCCGAAAAUAUUUAAUGUUUUUACACACAGGGAUGGACGGUUCGUCGAAUCCACCAAAAAAAAGUCGAAUAAAUAAAGUAGCAUUUAUUAACGUGGUUCAGCAUGUGGAGGUUCACAACAGGAUGCAGGAGGAGCAGGAGAUGUGGUUGAAGAGGAACAAGGAUCAACAUCCGAGGAAAAGAAGCAGAUCACCGGGGGAGCCAAAGAAGAAAAAAAGGAAGAAGUCAAAAGAAAGAAAAAGGUCGAAAAAAGAUGAAAGCAAAACGCCCCCCCAACCUACGGAGCGCUGGGGUCACUCAGGGUUCAACGAACUUUACCCCGAAGACUUAAUAUCGGGAAGAUUUAUCCGAUCGUCGGAUGAAAGUGAGGAGGAAGGGAAGAAGAAAAAGAAACGUUCGAAAAAAUCUAAAAAGAAAUCAAAAAGAUGACGAAUAAAAACCAAAAAGACUCCCAGUUAAUAAGAGUCAAUCCUGCGGUGGCAGGGGACCUUAGGCAACACAAUUUGUCCUGGGGUGACAUUGUUAAGACACGGUUACACAUAAUGUACUCACUGUAUGGAACAAAGAAAUAUGACCGUGUUUGUCGGACUCGAAUUGCAUUUUCAUUUUAUUGUUUUGUAACAAUGGAAUUUAUACUACGCUCGUCUUUUAAAUUGUUUUUAAUACAAUUAAUCUGCCAA